Labeo rohita (rohu) is the source of this 3495-nucleotide messenger RNA. RefSeq names its product E3 ubiquitin-protein ligase RNF31. The record is from RefSeq and is a predicted model, not a curated record. Gene Ontology annotation, molecular function: ubiquitin protein ligase activity; zinc ion binding; K63-linked polyubiquitin modification-dependent protein binding. The transcript is spliced from 24 exons. NCBI's taxonomy places the organism in Eukaryota, Metazoa, Chordata, Actinopteri, Cypriniformes, Cyprinidae. Gene Ontology annotation, cellular component: LUBAC complex. Gene Ontology annotation, biological process: protein linear polyubiquitination. Bases 309 to 3467 code for a protein of 1052 amino acids.
GAAACAAGCAGAUUUUGCAGAUUGCUGCUGACAAUAGUCAAAUUAUUGUCAUGUUUUGGGCUGUACUAAUCUGUCAGACCGGGAAAAACAUUUGGAAUACUAUAGACUGCCAAAAAGUAAUAAAUCGAGGAGAAGAGUGCAGAAAAGGCAUUUGUAGGUGGCCAAACUGAACCAGGAUUUCCAGGGCAAGAAUCUAGACAACACUCCUGUUUGUUCCCAUUUCCAGUCUGCGCCUCUAUGCGGGUAUAUGUAUGUUUCAGUUUUACGUAUGAGUGAACUAGAGCUCUGCUCCUCUAUUAAUACGAGCUAUGGCCUCUCUCAGUGAUCAGCUGGAGGAGGUGAGGGUGAAUGCGGAAAGCAGCUUAUCUACUCCAGGUUCUGCCCAGGAGAUGAGGACAGGGGUUGCAUCCAUGGCCAACAUCCCUCUCCCACCCUCCAGCAAAUAUCGCUACAUCGCUGCUGAAAGCAUGUUGAUGGAGAACAGUAGUGGGAAUAACAGGAAGGAGUCCCUCAGCCUCCUGCAGAAACUUUCCACUGCUCUUAACAUCUUGGAGAAGUAUGGCUCUAAUCUUACCAACCCCAACAGGCCGAAGUACUGGCGUACAGUGAAGUACAACAACCCUGUCUUUAGGACCACCGUAGACUCUAUUCAGGGUGGCAGAGCAGUACUCAACCUGUACGGCUACACCAAUCAGCAGCAUGAUGGUUUGAGCUUUCCUGAUGAUGUUGCCCAGCCAGAUGUUGGGAAGGUGGCAUCAGUAACUCUUGAGGUCAUGUCCCUCCGUAUGGAGCUGGACAUGCUAAUCAAGGAUACCCAUCCUCAUCCAGAGUUUUUUGAAAGACUUAUUCCCUCCCUCAUUGUGCAGGAUGGGGAAGUCAGCACAGAUGCAGCUGCGUUCUCUCCUAGUGAAAGACCAUGGGAAACUCCCUCGCCUACAUCGACUCCUCCUCAGUCUAAAUCUCCAUUCAGUCCAGCCCUCUCUCUCUCUUCUCUAGUGCCCUCUAAACAUACAGAGAACUGCACCAUAUGUGGUAUCUUUCCGGUGUCGGCUCACUGUCCCACCUGUACUCAGCGGCUGUGCACAGAAUGUGACAAGCUGUAUCACUCCCAUUCAGGACGUUCCACACAUGUUAGGAUUCCUGUGACUUCCUCAAAAGCAACAAAACGGCUCAGCUCAUCACUGUCAACAUGGCAGUGUUCAUACUGCACUACAGUAAAUACAAUGCAGCAGGUUUUGUGCGAAACCUGUGAUCGUCCCCGGUUGUCCUCUGCUGCUCCAUCUCUACAAGAAGAGCCAUCUCAGCCUUCUACAAUAUCUGAGUGGCAGUGUAAAAGCUGCACGGUGGUGAAUGCAGGCAGCAGCAUUCUUUGCGAAGUGUGUGAGCGCCCUCGUCUGGCCACCCGACCUCCUGUUGCACCCUUACGUCCGACCCCUUCUGCCACAGGACUAAUGGACAGCCAGUGGGUUUGCCAGUUUUGUACGUACGUUAACCACACACCAUCAGCUGUAUGCGAAAUGUGCUGUCUUGCGAGAUCAGAGCCUGCUCUGUCACCCCCUAAGCCGCUCCCACUCUCACCAGUCAAGGACGUCACACCGCUUCCAGCCCCACCUAAAGUCAUUCCCACUGAGGACCCUGAUUUGAAAAGGCAAAGAUUGAUGAGGGAGGAAGGGCUUAAACUUAUUCAGCUCAUUCGUGAGGGAGAGAAGAAAGGAGUGAGCCCGGAGGAGGUUUACACCAGCAUGUGUGUGUCGGGAAACAGUAAUGUGACGCCGUAUGACUGGUUGAAAGCAGAGCUACCUCAUGUGCUCGAUGAGAUCUGUGUGAUGGCUGCAUCCUGUCAGCAAGAGCCCAAUGCAUUAAACUGUUCAGGGGGGAACAACGGCCAGGAUGGGCAAAAGAGCAAUGCGGUGCCCCUGUCCAGAGCAGAAGCCAAGCGGGCCUGGCUGGCAGCAGGGGGCAAUAAUGAGAAAGCUGUCAGGCAGGCUCUCCGAGACCGUAGAGUUAAAGUAAAAGAGCUUGGCUCUCUGGGCUUUAAUGACGUGACCCGCUGUGAAGAAGCCCUGCGGCAGAGUGGAGGGGAUGUGAGGGGGGCUCUUGUUCUGCUGCAGCGCCCUUUACUGGAGCCGUUCCAUCAGCGCAUGUGGAGCGACGAACCAGAGCCCGCCAUCGACAUCAACCAUCCAGAUAAACAGCAUGUUUGCCGUAGGCUCCUGGCAGUGUUUGAUCUGCCCAGCUGGGGGCGUUGUGAGCUGGUUCUGUCUUUGCUCCGGGACCCUACAGCAACUUACACACUUGAGGAUGUAGUUCAGGCCGUGCGUGAAUCACCUGACCGGGACUUCAUUCGCCGUGUGCUGAAUAAGGAAUGCCCUAUCUGCCUGUCAGUUUUUCCCCACAGCAAGAUGCAGUCCCUGACAUCAUGCCAGUGCUCUGUGUGCUGUGGAUGUUUCAAGCAGCAUUUCACCAUAGCGGUGAGGGACAAGCACAUCAGAGACAUGGUGUGUCCUGUCUGCACAGAGCCUGACAUCAACGACCCUGAGCACCUGAACAGCUACUUCUCCACUCUGGACAUACAGCUCAGGGAUUGUCUUGAACCGGACGUGUAUGAUCUUUUCCACAAGAAGCUGACUGAGCUGGCUCUCAUCAAGGACCCAAAGUUCCUGUGGUGCAGCCAUUGCUCAUAUGGCUUCAUCUAUGACGGCGAUCAACUCAAGGUCACCUGUAUGCAGUGCAGGAAAAGCUUCUGUGCUCAGUGUAAAAAACCGUGGGAGCCGCAGCACGCGGGGCUCUCGUGUGAGCAGUUCCAGCUGUGGAAGCGAGAGAAUGACCCUGAGUACCAGAAGCAGGGCUUGGCUGGAUACCUGCGAGAUAAUGGGAUCACUUGCCCUAACUGCAGGUUCCAGUAUGCUCUGGCCAGAGGCGGCUGUAUGCACUUCAGUUGUUCCCAGUGCAGGUAUCAGUUCUGCAGUGGAUGUAACAACCCCUUCCACACAACAUGUGCAGUGAACCAGUGUACUGUGACAGGUCUGCAUGCCCAUCACCCCAGAGACUGCCUCUUCUACCUCCGAGACUGGGAGCCUGCCAGGCUUCAGGCCUUACUGCAGAAUAAGGGAGUGAACUACAAUACUGACACUGCGCCUGGAGCACAGACUGGUGUGUGCGGAGUGAUCGAGCAGAAAGAUGAAGGCACUCGUCAGACCGAUUCACCAUGUGGGGCUCAGACUCAGCCGGGCCAGGCGGGACUGUGCGAGAAGCAUUAUCGAGAGUACCUGGUCAGCCUUAUUAAUGGCCAUUCUAUUGACCCCGCCCACCUUUAUUCUCUCGAUGAGCUGACCGUGGCUUGCAGGAGAUACCGUGUGGACAUCAGACAGGGGGACGGAGAAGACGAGAGAGCAUACUCUGCCAGACUACUUAAGAAACUCAUGGAUGACGUGCCUCUGGGUGACAAGGUCCCUCGCAAGAAGUGAAAACUUUUUUUUUUUUUUUUUUUUUAAA